Molecule: messenger RNA, 318 nt
Organism: Heterobasidion irregulare TC 32-1
Lineage: Eukaryota; Fungi; Basidiomycota; Agaricomycetes; Russulales; Bondarzewiaceae
Exons: 3
Source: RefSeq, a predicted model, not a curated record
CGGAGACAGGAGAGCCCCUGGGAAGUCGUCGACAGCAAGAGUGUCGAACCGGUCUCUAUUUGGGAUGACGAAGAGGUCCAGUCACGACCGUUCCCAGAUCUGGAGAUAAUAUAUAUUCAUGACACUCCCGUCACCCGAACGUAUGUUUUCGACAUCAAAAAGGAGAAAGACUUCGAGAACGCCCUCUCCUUCGCCCAGCAGCAGCUUCUGCAGGAGGUGCGCACCAAGGGCUACAAUGUGCUGUGGCAUGAGAGUUGGCGGGUGACCCUGUUCCGGAAGGGAAAGAAACAUAGAGUCGAAGUUCGCUACUCGGGCAGA